Molecule: messenger RNA, 987 nt
Organism: Thelazia callipaeda (thelaziosis nematode)
Lineage: Eukaryota; Metazoa; Nematoda; Chromadorea; Rhabditida; Thelaziidae
Source: the annotation of a GenBank genome assembly
AUGAAUCACGCUGACGGGGCCAGUGUUAAUUACCUGAAGUGUGGUGCAACAGAUGGUGCAUAUGCAACCAUUGAUUUUGGUGCAACUAGCAACAAAAGUGUUGACAAUUACUUUGCAAUGCAACGACAGUUUACACCUCGAGGACCACUGAUAAAUUCGGAAUUCUACCCCGGAUGGCUGGUGCUUUGGGGUCAGAAAAAGUCGGUACUUCCAUCAAUAGAUCAAAUAAUGCAAACAGCUGAUUACAUGUACCAACUUGGAGCAAGUUUCAAUUUUUACAUGUUUCAUGGAGGCACUAACUUUGGCUUCUGGAACGGAGCUGAGGUCCUUGCUGCGGUGACCACAUCGUAUGAUUAUUCAGCCCCAUUAAACGAAGCUGGUGAUAUCACUCCGAAGUAUGUAGCCAUAAGAAACUGGCUCGCUAGCAAGCUUGACUGGCCUUAUAAACCUGAUAAAAUACCUUCCAAUAAUUCAAAAAUUGGCUAUGGUAAAGUGAAAUUAAAAAGUGUUUUACCAUUUGGCAAACGUUUCUGGAAAUCAGUACUGAAAGAUCGAAAUUGUCGGAGCACAAAAUAUCCGAUAUCGUUCGAAGAACUCGAACAUCCAUUUGGUUUUGUGAUGUAUCAUACAAAGCUGAAAUUCGGAGGGGUCAAUCUCACGGUACCGUUAUUGAAAGAUCAUGGUUUCGUCUUCAUUAAUAAUAGACCUCAGGGUGCGUUUGUAAAUAUUUUUGGUAAUUAUUCAAAACAUUGGAUGCAUGUUGAAGGUGCUGAACGUGGAGCCCACCUCUGCAUAAUUGUAGAAAAUCGAGGACGACAAACAAUUCCGACUAUUAAUGACUUCAAAGGCAUAUUAUCAAAUGUAACGCUUGACGAGAAGAUAAUAGAAGACUGGCGACAAUGUGGCUUAACAACUAAGUUAAUGACUUGGAUAGCACGACAAGCUUAUGAUUCAAAUCAUUCUGAUAUGAAUUUAAUUAAAUUGUAA